AUGCCUCCGCCUCUGCCUCACGCCCGCCUCCGCCUCUGCCUGCCCUCCGCCUCGCCGCCCUCCGCCUCUGCCGCCUCCGCCUCUGCCCGCCCUCCGCCUGCCCCCUCCGCUCUGCCCUCGCCCUCCGCCUCUGCCCACCCUCCGCCUCUGCCCACGCCCUCCGCCUCUGCCCUGCCCCGCUCUGCCGCCCUCGCCUGCCCGCCUCCGCCUCUGCCCACGCCCUCCGCCUCUGCCGCCUCCGCCCUGCCCUCGCCCUCCGCCUCUGCCCACGCCCUCCGCCUCUGCCCGCCCUCGCCUCUGCCGCCUCCGCUCUGCCGCCCUCCGCCCUCUGCCCUCGCCCUCCGCCUCUGCCCCGCCUCUCCGCCCUCUCUGCCCACGCCUCCGCUCUGCGCCUCCGCACGCCCUCCGCCUCUGCCGCCUCUGCCCACGCCCUCCGCCUCUGCCCACGCCCCUCCGCCUCUGCCCACGCCCUCCGCCUCUGCCACGCCUGCCUCUGCCCUCGCCCUCCGCCUCGCCCUGCCUCCGCCUCUGCCCAGCCCUCCGCCUCUGCCCGCCUCUCCGCCUCUGCCCACGCCCUCCGCCUCUGCCCACGCCUCCGCCUUGCCCGCUCCUCUGCCACGCCCUCCGCCUCUGCCCACGCCCUCCGCCUCUGCCGCCUCCGCCCUGCCGCCCUCCGCCUCUGCCCUCGCCUCCGCCUCGCCCUCCGCGUCUGCCCAUGCCCUCCGCCUCGCCCUCGAACUCCGCGUCUGCCCAUGCCCUCCGCCUCGCCCUCGAACUCCGCGUCUGCCCGCACCCUGCUCGUCUGCCCUCGCCCUCCGCCUCUGCCCUCGCAGUGCGAGCGGCCGCCCGUACUGCGCUGUGGGAGCGGCGGGAGAGUUCACGAUAGGGCACCAGGGCAUCCGAUUCAUGGGCAUAAGGUCGCAGUGCAACCACGCCCUCCUCGGGGUCGCUUCCCCUUCAGCGACGCAGCGCCAUUCCCCUCACGAAGCCUUCCCUGCUCCGCCUGCUUUCUCUUCCCCGCAGGAGUGGCGUCACCUCCUUCCCUGGCGCGCUCCAGCGAACCUUCCUUAUCUCCCUCGCUCCUUGUCUCGACUCCUCGCCUGCGCCCUCGAGGAGGCUGCUCGGGAAAAUUCUCAAGGAGCCGAGGAUGUGCUAUACAUGGCCGAGGAUUUACUUAAAGAGCAACUUUAUCUCUCGAAGAAUAAACAGCAGCGCAGCGACCGGCCCGAGGGAGAAGGAAUAAUACAAAACGCUGAGCGCAUAAUUGUAAAUCUGAUGCAGAUGAAGAAGUUGUUUAAACUUCAUUUUACGGCCAGCCGCUCUAGGACUUGUUUUCGAGUUUCAGGUCAGAAUCAGCUGGAACGGACAGAUGGGAAGCAGAGUCGACGCGGCUAA
Penaeus vannamei (Pacific white shrimp) is the source of this 1395-nucleotide messenger RNA. The record is from RefSeq and is a predicted model, not a curated record. NCBI's taxonomy places the organism in Eukaryota, Metazoa, Arthropoda, Malacostraca, Decapoda, Penaeidae.